Molecule: messenger RNA, 573 nt
Organism: Scutellospora calospora
Lineage: Eukaryota; Fungi; Glomeromycota; Glomeromycetes; Diversisporales; Gigasporaceae
Source: the annotation of a GenBank genome assembly
AUGUCGUGUCAAUAUAAUUGGAAUUCAAAAUGGGAUGAUUCAAUAAAAGAACAAAAAGAAAAAUAUUCAAAAAUAGAUAAAGAAAAAAUAAAUAAAAAAAAAUCUAAAUUUAUUACAAAUAAUGAUCAAGAUGAAAUUAACAAAGAAACCAAAUCAGAUAUUAAAAAAAUUGAUGAAAAUAAAAUAGACGAUAUUGUUGCUCAAGCUACCGAAUAUUAUAUUCAAGAAUUUGAUCUUAAAAGUAAAAAAAAAAUUAAAGAGAUCAAAGAUAAUUUUAAGGAAUAUAUUAUGCAAAUAAAUGAUAAUUUCAAUGAUAUCGAAAGUAUUGAAUUAGAAAAUGAAAUCAAUGAUGAUAUUGACCCUAAAGCAAUAAGGAUACUUCUUAUUAUUACUCGAAUAACUUAUCAAGAAAUAAUAAAUUCAAAUAUUAAAAAAACAGAAAGUAGAUAUUUUGAAUUUAGACCAAGUGGUAGAUCAGAUCGUGAUGAUUAUAAUAAUUGGUCAAGACUUGUUGAUAAUUUUGUUUUAUCACCAAGUGAAAGAAGACAAAAAUAUAGAAAUCACAGAUAUUAA